AUCUAAGCUCGGGUUCAUCAAGAAACAGUAGGAACAGAGGUUAUGGUAAUCGCAAAAUGUGUGCUUGUCAGUUGCCUGCGAAGAUUUUCACGGCUUGGACAGAUAAGAAUCCUGGCCGAAGGUUCUAUGGGUGUGAACUGUACAAGGAGGGGGGGAAUGACCAUUGCUCUUACUUUGCGUGGCUUGAUGAAGAAGAAGUGAAAGGUUGGGCUAAGAGGGCUUUGAUUCAAGCUCGGGAUAAAAUACGAGAGAAGAAGAAACAUAUCAAUGAACUGACGGCCAGUAUCAAUGAGCUAACAGCUACUGUCAAUGAGCUUCGUAUGGAGUUGGAGCAGAAGAAGGUUGAGAAACCAGGUUCUCGUGAAAUGGUUGUGUAUCGGCGAUGCAUAAUAAUGUGAAUUGAGCUUAAUGUAAUGGUUUGUACUUUGUUAUUGGUGUAUCAGUCAUGCAUACAAUGGAAUGGUUAUGUAUCGGGUUGACCUUUAAUGUUGUUGAACAAUGUCAAUUGUGGAAUAUUUUCAUCAUUUAUGCACUAGUAGUAUCUUGCAAAAUAAGCGAAAUGAGUCAUAACAAUUUUUGAAGAUCAAAAUAAGCAAAAGAGUUCUUUUUUUUUUUGAAACACUGCAAAAGAGUUCUAACAUCAUGAUGUUACACAUCAAAAAGAACCUGAAAACCCCGAGAAUUCUAACAACAUGAUGUUAUACAUCAAAAACAAGCAAGAACCUGUGAAACCCAAG
Messenger RNA from Brassica napus (rape), 737 nucleotides. RefSeq lists its product as uncharacterized. The transcript is spliced from 2 exons. The record is from RefSeq and is a predicted model, not a curated record. NCBI's taxonomy places the organism in Eukaryota, Viridiplantae, Streptophyta, Magnoliopsida, Brassicales, Brassicaceae. Gene Ontology annotation, molecular function: zinc ion binding. The coding region runs from base 57 to 398 and encodes 113 amino acids.